Messenger RNA from Yamadazyma jaroonii, 897 nucleotides. The record is from the annotation of a GenBank genome assembly. Lineage: Eukaryota; Fungi; Ascomycota; Pichiomycetes; Serinales; Debaryomycetaceae.
AUGGUUAACUAUAAAAGAUGGAUGAAUGAAGUUGAUGAAAAUACCAGUAUUGGUAAAUUAUCAAUUCCAGGUACCCAUAAUUCAGCAGCUUGUCAUGUUGCCUUACCAUCAGUUCAAUGUCAAGGGGAAUCAAUUACUGAACAAUUAGAACAUGGUGUUAGAUUCUUAGAUAUCAGAUGUGGUAAAUUAUUCUUGAAGGAAGGUGAUGAAGCCAAGGAUUUACAAGUUAUUCAUGGUAAAUUCCCUGUUAAAAUCCCAUUCCCAAAGAAAUUGAAAGAUGCAUUGGAAGAAGUCUAUGAUUUCUUAGAUGAAAACAAGAGUGAAACUGUUAUUGUUUCUUUAAAACAAGAAGGUACUGAUGAUUGGAAUAAUGAUCAAGAUGAAUUUGCCAAUUGUAUCUGGGAUAAUUAUGUUAACCCAAACAAAGAUAAAUGGUACUUAGAUGAUAAUGUUCCAAAUUUGAGAGAUGCUAAAGGUAAAGCCAUCUUAUUCAGAAGAUUUGGUGUCAAAAGUGAUAAAUAUAAAGGUCAUUUUGGUUUUGCUGCUGCUUCAUGGAAAUAUAACACUACUCAUGAUGACCAUGAUAAAUUUGCUGUUCAAGAUUUCUGUGAAUUAGAUAAUGUUGAAGCUAUUGAUAAGAAGGCUGAAUAUGUCAAAAAUUUCAUCAAUGACGCUAAAAGUUACAAUUCUUCAAACAAUGAUCCUAAAUUAUUCAUUAACUUCAGUUCAGGUGCUAACUUCUUCAAUACUGAUUGUUGGCCUGAAAAAGUUGCCGAUAAAAUGGCUUCAGUCCAAAUUGAUAGAGAUUUUGGUAAAGGUAAUGGUAUUGUUGUCUUAGAUUAUGUUGAAAAAGAUAACUGGAAAUUGGUUAAGAAAUUAGUUGACCAAAACUUUUAA